This is a messenger RNA of Aspergillus sclerotioniger CBS 115572, 801 nucleotides long. RefSeq lists its product as uncharacterized. Bases 281 to 718 code for a protein of 145 amino acids. Lineage: Eukaryota; Fungi; Ascomycota; Eurotiomycetes; Eurotiales; Aspergillaceae. The transcript has a single exon. The record is from RefSeq and is a predicted model, not a curated record.
UUGACUUCGGCUAUAAUGAUUCAUCAUUCCAACGCCGUGUAGAAAACCUCCCACGUUGCAAUCGUAUCGUAACCCCAGCAGCUCUUUUUCCCAGCAACGCAGAAAAACCGUAAUAAGAUGAUCGUCUAUUUGAGCUUCUUCUUGGGGCGGAGCUGGUUGGUGUGACCACACUUCUUCUUGCGGCAGUUGGUGGCACGGGGGGGAAGGCGGGCCUAAUCCGGAACAAUGUUAGUGGGGGUAAGUUCGCGGGGGGCGCGACAAGUAUCGAAGUCGAAGACAGAUGAGGGUGAUGACGUACGUAGCACUUGCGGCAGAUGGACUUCUCGCAGUUGUACUUGGAGGCGAGGGCCUUCAGGGAGGGCUCGAUGAUACCACCACGGAGACGGAGGACCAGGUGGAGAGUGGACUCCUAUAUAUGGGACAAAAGAAGAACCCGUCAGCCAGACGAUAUUCCCAAAUCGCAAAUCCGAACACAAGAUACACCGAUAAUCGUCAAACGUCCAUGAUAGCGACCGUGCCGAUUGAUCCGAGAAACAAAGUUGUGUAUUGUGGCGCCCAACCGACCGUAUCGCAUCACGUCGUAUCCGAUCAUUCGUUGCAAACAAGAUUCGAGAGACGUAUGUGUGUGGAGAUGAUUUCGCGGAACCGUUUCAUACCUUCUGGAUGUUGUAGUCGCUCAGGGUGCGGCCAUCCUCAAGCUGCUUACCAGCGAAGAUAAGACGCUGCUGAUCCGGGGGGAUACCCUCCUUGUCCUGGAUCUUGGUCUUGACGUUGUCGAUGGUGUCGCUCGACUCGACGUCG